GUAGAUUUCUCUGUUCACCAGAUGAAGAUCGGCGCCGAAAAUAUCAAGAGCGAAGGCCCUACGUCCUAAAUCUGUGUUCUGUUAGCUGGUGUUGGACCUGAAUCAGGUAACCUAGUGGCAACCAAACAUCACCAACUGAUGCAAGAUGGCGUCAUCCCUCGCAGAUGGACAGACAAACUCUUCUCUCGUGGCUCUAUCUAACUCCACGAACUCUCUCCCAACCGACCCCGUUCAGAGCGGGCUUCUGAUCUUCGUCAAGAACGCUAACCGCUACAUACUCCCGGUUAUAAUUGCCAUCGGUUUUAUAGGUAACGUCAUUUCCUUUCUGGUGUUCCGCUUCACUGCUCUCAAGAAGAUAUCCACUUCGGUUUAUCUGGCGGCGCUUGCUUUCUCGGACACUGGGUUCCUGCUCUGUGUCUGGAUCGUGUGGUUCGACAACAUGGACAUGCAUUUCUUCCACACCAACGGAGUGUGUCAGAUCGUGGUCUACUUGACGUUCGUUUUCAGUUUCACCUCUGUCUGGUUCGUAAACGCCUUCACGAUGGAAAUGUACAUUUCCGUUUUCCAUCCUUCCAAAGCCUCGAAAGUCUGCCGUCCAGUCUACGCCCGAAUCGUCGUUGUCGGUAUAUCAACGUUCGCAGGAAUCUUCUACGCCUUUUCUCUCUGGACGGCCAGCGUUGUAACGUUUGAUGGCGGCCAGAAAUGUCUCUUCAGACAAAACGCGGAAACGACCAUGAUUUUGUCAAUCCUGGACACUUUCCUGACUCUGCUCAUCCCGUUCCUGAUGAUCAUCUUCAUGAUCACGCGGCUCCUGGUGGACGUCUCCAGCCUCUACAAGCGUCAGGAGGCUCCAAGCGAGUAUGUGGGAGGACACAGCCGCACGGACACCGCGACGGACAGCCUAGCCGGAGACGAGCCGCUGUCCAACAGCGAGUCCCCGACACGGAAUCAGUCCAACGAGGACCAGGGGAACCGCGCGCAGUCCAAACUGAAACAGAUGUUGCUAGUGGUUGUCAUGGUCUUCCUCGUGAUGAAUCUCCCCAGCCACGCCAUCCGUGUUCAGUCCUUUGUCCGCUCUUUGGUGGACCCCACCUACAGGACCGACGCCGCCGAGGCGCUCUGGCAGCAGCUGUUCCAAAUACUCUACUACCUGAACUUCGGCGUCAACUUCAUCCUGUACAGCUUAUGCGCCAAGAGCUUCCGGGUCUGCCUGAUGCGACUUCCGUCCGAGCUCUGUCAGACAAACUGCCGAUGUGUCCGAGUCAAAUGGACACGUCUGAUGAGUGUUCUGACGAAAAGUAAGGACAUCGACGAAAACGAGAGGCGCGCGCAGGAACACUCACGCCUGGUAGACAUCCAUCUCUCCGCCAUGCAUCUCUCUCAGAUUCCGUCUUUUGACAGCGAGUACGUAUGUAAAUCGCCCCCGUGCCUUUUGAGCCCGGAUAGUACAGCAGUGUAGAAUUUUUUGAAAGACGGAAGUUGAUAAAACUCUAUCUUUUUGUCCACGAUCUUGAAGCAAAUUCAAGUAAUACGCACGGGGCGUCAUACAUAUGGCGACAUGGAAUCCAGUUCACUUCGUGAGAAGAUUAAAGUUCAACUUAUUCGCCAUUUCACGAAUACUCAAGCCAUCAGAAUUUUUGGUGUCGGAUGGCAGAAAUUGAAAGAGCAUAAGAUACAACUUAGGUUUGAAAUCUUACAUUGUUUGCAUCAAUUUCAUGUACAAUGUACCUUUAUCAAUCAAAAACAGUUACUGGGAAAUCCCGCCUCGUACGGAGCAAAAAAGAUUUAUUAUUUAUGCUACUUUUCGAUUUUUUCUUAUUUUUAAUCCAUUUAAUUAUGAAUAAAUUAACUUUUUUUACUUAUUUUUUUAUUGAUAAUAUUUUUACUAAUGGUGAUUAUAUUCCUGUUGAUAUCUCCAAUUGUCAACUAUAAAUUGUAAAAUUCCAAUUGUCAGCUACAAAUUGUAAAUUCCAAAAUUCCAACAGUUACUGUCAACUACAAAUUAAAAAAAGUCCAAUUGCCAACUAAAAAUUCCAAUUGUCAACUACAAAUUGUAAAAUUCCAAUUGUCAACUACAAAUUGUAAAAUUCCAAUUGUCAACUGCAAAUUGUAAAAUUCCAAUUGUCAACUACAAAUUGUAAAUUCCAAAAUUCCAAUUGUCAACUACAAAUUAAAAAAGUCCAAUUGCCAACUAAAAAUUCCAAUUGUCAACUACAAAUUGUAAAAUUCCAAUUGUCAGCUACAAAUUGUAGAAUUCCAAAAGUCCAAUUGUCAGCUACAAAUUGUAAAAUUCCAAUUGUCAACUACAAAUUGUAAAAUUCCAAUUGUCAACUACAAAUUGUAAAAUUCCAAUUGUCAACUACAAAUUGUAAAUUCCAAAAUUCCAAUUCUCAGCUACAAAUUAAAAAAGUCCAAUUGCCAACUACAAAUUCUAAUUGUCAACUACAAAUUGUAAAAUUCCAAUUGUCAGCUACAAAUUGUAGAAUUCCAGUUGUCAGUUUCAAAUUGUAGAAGAAAUCGUCUUCUGUGUAUUCGUCCAGUUGCAAUAAGUUUAUUAUUGGACAGUACAAGUCCGGAUAUUGGACACUGAUAAUUGUUACAUAUAUCAUUUAUAUAUCACCGAUAUAUUUAGUAAUAUAUGUGAGUACAUGUACUUCUCAACUUGUACAUAGAUGUUUCUUUAAUAGAAAGUUACAUGUAUAUGAAUUGUGUACAAUAUAUUUAUUUUUUACAUGUACAAGUUAAAGUGUAAAUAGAUGUAUUUAUUGUAUUCUAAUUACAACAAUGUGUUUAUAUGUAAUUAUUUUUUCAUGUUCGAA
Magallana angulata is the source of this 2819-nucleotide messenger RNA. Its product is annotated as thyrotropin-releasing hormone receptor-like. Bases 146 to 1459 code for a protein of 437 amino acids. Gene Ontology annotation, cellular component: plasma membrane. Gene Ontology annotation, molecular function: G protein-coupled receptor activity. The transcript has 2 exons. Lineage: Eukaryota; Metazoa; Mollusca; Bivalvia; Ostreida; Ostreidae. Gene Ontology annotation, biological process: G protein-coupled receptor signaling pathway. The record is from RefSeq and is a predicted model, not a curated record.